AUGGCAGAAGCGAAGGGACUGCGAGGGAAGAUGGCGGACGUCAUGGCAUGCCUGGUUGUAGACGGCGAAUACUCUGUCGUCGACGAACAACGCCCCCUGAAUGUGAUUAAUUCGAGCAAGUCCUCCAACAAUGUAAACCGCCCACAGUCGCCCGAAGCACAUCCUGCUGCCCGCAAGAGAUACGCUCCACCGCCACCACAACCUACUACAAAGGCACAAGUUGAGCCGGACACCCAGCCAACUACCAGUUCAAGCAUUGAUUCACUGGAACCUACCUUCGGAGAGCGGCACCGACGCAAAGAAGAAGACCGAGGACGUCGCCAACCUUUCCCGGCCGGGGCACGCGCUCCAGGCGGGGCCGUCAGGAAGAAGAGCCACAGUCGGUACCUCGAAUCGGUCACUGCUGCUCCUGCAGACCGGCGGAGCGGCCACUACUCCACAGCCAUUGCAGGCUGCGAGGACACUGCUGCUCCGCGACAAGCAGGGCGGUACUUACCGCUGCCUAGAUGGCAGCGCCUCUAA
Messenger RNA from Cylicocyclus nassatus, 522 nucleotides. NCBI's taxonomy places the organism in Eukaryota, Metazoa, Nematoda, Chromadorea, Rhabditida, Strongylidae. The record is from the annotation of a GenBank genome assembly.